Molecule: messenger RNA, 3220 nt
Organism: Stegostoma tigrinum
Lineage: Eukaryota; Metazoa; Chordata; Chondrichthyes; Orectolobiformes; Stegostomatidae
Gene: agmo
Product: alkylglycerol monooxygenase
Exons: 13
Coding region: 155-1459 (434 amino acids)
Biological process (GO): lipid biosynthetic process
Cellular component (GO): endoplasmic reticulum
Molecular function (GO): oxidoreductase activity; iron ion binding
Source: RefSeq, a predicted model, not a curated record
AAAUAGCCAAAGUCCGGCCCGCCUCCUCCCUGCUUCACUUCGCCCAGGGACUAGGUACUGCUUCUCGCCUGCUGACCGGGAUUCGUUACAAACAUUUGUGAGCAGUAGUUCUGCGUUUCCGGACUUCCUCACCUUGUGUAUUUCACCCCUGGGCAUGGUGCUGCAUCUGCAAUCCAACCUCACCCUUUCGCAGGGGGUCAGGCUGAUGUUUUACGCCUUAACUCCCAGCGAAACCACAUUCAGAGAAGUGGACCAAGUAUACGACUAUGUCCAGCAGGCAACACCGUAUUUUGUGGGUCUGAUGAUCAUUGAGCUGGUUGUCACCUGGUUUCAGAAGGGCAAAACUGUGUUUCGAAUAAAUGAUGCACUGACUUCCAUCAGUGCAGGCAUCUUGUCAAGAACGCCAGAGCUACUGGGCCGAGGCAUUGAGCUGACUGGUUACAUUUACAUCUGGAGGAAUUUUAGGCUGUUUGAACUCCCAUGGAAUUCUGCCUGGACAUGGUGGUUGGCAUUAUUAGGAGUUGACUUUGCUUACUAUUGGCUCCAUCGAAUGUCACAUGAAGUGAAUAUGUUGUGGGCAGCACACCAAGUUCAUCAUAGCUCUGAGGACUACAAUCUGUCUACAGCCCUCCGGCAGUCCGUAUUACAGAAAUAUUUUUCCUGGGUCUUUAACCUUCCAAUGGCUCUCUUCAUCCCUCCCUCAGUUUUUGCAGUGCAUCUUCAAUUUAACUUGCUGUAUCAGUUCUGGAUUCAUACAGAGAUAAUUGGUAACCUUGGGCCUCUGGAACUGAUCCUCAACACACCCAGUCACCACAGGGUCCACCAUGGACGGAACCAUUACUGCAUCGACAAGAAUUAUGCUGGAACUCUUAUCAUUUGGGACAGGAUUUUCGGUACCUUUGCGCCAGAGAAUGAGAAAGUGAUCUUUGGCUUGACUCACCCAAUCAACGCAUUUGAACCUCUCUGGGUGCAGUGCCAUCACUUGCUUUACAUUUUGAAGACAUUUUGGGCAACCCCUGGCAUAUGCAACAAAAUUUCUGUCCUCUUCAAAGGUCCAGGAUGGCAACCAGGCAAACCCAGACUUGGGUGCCUUGAAGACAUUCCAGCAAUUAGUGGAAAUGAAAUUCCACAUAAUCCCCACAUCCCUGUUUGGCUUCAAUUGUAUGCAGUUCUGCAUUUUAUUCUCAUUUUGGGUAUUUAUCUACACAUAUUUGCUCAUAAGUCUGUUCUAUCAGAGUUCACAAUCCUCUUGGGAAUUGGAUAUAUAAUACUCACGUUGAGUUCUAUUGGAUUGAUGAUGGAGAACAGAUCUGAAGUGGCUAUUUUGGAAAUCGUCCGAUGCUGCAUUUUUCUUUUUCUUGAGCUCGGUUCCUUGACUGGCCCUUUAAAGCUGGUGACUAAAGUUGGAUUUUCUCUGUCUUUGGCCUUCUGGGGUUUGCGAGGUGCAAUGAAAAUCUGACAAAUACCAAUGGACACCAGUGUGAGAAUGAAUCAGCUUCUAAACAACACUGCAGCAUGGGCAGCUGCAACAUGCAAUGUCACUCACAAAGCGCUCAGACAGACUAUUCAAUGUGACAUGGCUCUAUACAAACUAAUGGAAAAUAAAUAAUUUUACAAAGUAACAUUUUAUUGGAGAAAAGAUAUGCUUUCUGAUUGUAAUAGAGCCGAAAAUCUUUUGGUAUCUUAGAAUCAAAAAUCAGUAAGAAUAAUAAUCUGUGAUAGUUUGCAUAAGAAGAUUAAAGUAGUUCAUGUUCCAGUAUAUUUUGACUACAAAUUUUCUUGAACUUAAUUCCAAGUGUACUAAUGUUUACAACAUUUAAACAGAGGUUAUACAAGCUCAGAUUUUUGACUUGCUUAAAAUAAGCUAAUGACUGAGAACAAUACGAAUGAACUGCCAAUGUGCAUUCCCUGAGUUUGUUCUUGACCCUCUGCACAGACUUUCUUAACAGGUUUGCAUAAAAUUAACAAAAGCUGAAAGUAACCUUAAAUGUUGUUUAAUAUAUUUCAAAAGAAAAAUCCAUAAUUUUAAAAACUAAUUUGAUGGAAGUAAACAUUUGAUGAAGCUCUGUAGCAAGAUGUUUACACUUGUAUCUCAGAUCCAGAGAUUGAUUUUAGCUCUGCGUGUCUAUCUACAUACUAUUUUUCGAUCCCACUUUGCAAAAUUAUGUUUUCUUUGUCUUUUCUAGCAAUAACUAAAUCAGGAAAACUGAUGAAAGGACUAGUUGGUAAUGUUUCCAGUUCACUUUGGAGUUUUGGACUAUGAUUUUUACUUAUCAUUCAUUGGAAGAUAAUCAUAGUAUUUACCUUUCACCUUUCUCUGUAGAAACAGAAAAUAUUUAUAACAAUCGCUAUACACUGAAAUACAUGCUGAUCCGUUCAUCUCCAAGGAAAGACAUGGCUCCUUUAAACACCAUUACACAUCCUUUUAUUUCUUCCAUUGGGGUAAAGGACCUCACUAUUGUCUUUUAUGGUAAUUGCCAACGUGUUUUCAUAGCCCUUAAGCAUCCUAUAUAUCUUUUAGAACUUAUUUUCAUUUUUUAAAACUUUCUUUAGUUUGUUUCUGUGGUAUUUCACUUGUAUUUCUCGUAUGCUUCUUCGUAAAUUUCAUUUUUGAUCAGACCUUUCGAUAUGUGUCAAUGGACCCCUGGCUAUAGUGCUGCCAUUUACUCCUAAUCAGAAAAUAUCUAAUCAUAACCUGGUCAGAAUAUAUUUAACAUUCUCUACCUCAUAUUUAAAUUGAUGACACUGCUGGUUAUUGUUUUAACAAGCAUUUUUUUUCAGUGGUUAAUCUGGGUGAGAUUUUCUUUCAUCCUACUGGCACAAGUUAAUUUCUAGUUCAAUAUUUCAUGACGUAGCUGCUGCUUUUCUUUGUCUACUUUAAUAUGGAUUUGAUUAGGUUUUGGUCACUAAUUACAAUGUGUUAGCCCACAUUCAUGUCACUUACUUAGCCUCCUUUUUGCUCAGAACCAUUCCACUCCCCAGUAGUGAUCUGUAAAUCCUUUGAGUGUGGGGACAUUUUAAAUUCACUAUCAAAUGCGAGACCCUGAACGAUGAUUGGAGCAACUGAAUACCACUUAGGCUCAAAAUUAUAUUGUAAGCUUCCAACUUUGUAUGUUCAACAUGCUGAGGAAACAGCCCUCAGUGUAUUUUAAGAAAGACGUACUUUUUUCUUUGCUCCUUUUUGGCUUAUGCUAGUCAAAGGAUUAUUAAAAUGUUCCUU